UCUCCCCUUUUUCUUCUCCCAAAUAUAAAGUGGCGCAAGUGAAGCGUGUGGGACUUCACCGUAAUCCUCCGAGCGCCAGUGGACUUCCGAUUUCUGAGAAAGAUCUCUUCCCAGAGGGGCCACAGCCACAUAAACAGGUUGCCUUGGCGCCCUCCUGUGGCUCUUCCUCACCAUGUCAGCCUUCGUGCUACAGCGCCUGACCACGCUAACCGUCAGCGUCAAACAGUUCGGCCGCAUCCCAAAUCUCGUCCAGUGCCUCCCCUCCUCCUUACCCUCUCUUAAGCCCACCGUGAGCGCAUCCCAGGUCCCUUUGCUUUUCCGAGAGCCCUACAUUCUCACCGGGUACCGCCCCCUCCACCAAAACUGGUACUGCUACCUCUUUAGCCUCUUCCAAAAACACAAUGAAACCCUCAAUGUGUGGAGUCACCUGCUGGCUGUGCCCAUCCUGCUGCUUCGCUGGUGGAGCCAUUUUGGGGCCCUGGGGAACCCUUUGGACAUUUCGGUGCUACCUCUUUGCCUGUUCAUUGCCUCCGUCCUGAUUUGUUACUCUUGUAGCUCAGUGGCUCACAUGUUUCAAUCGCACUCCGAACGAGCUCAUUACUGUGUCUUCUUCAUGGACUAUAUAGGAGUUGCAGUUUACCAGUAUGGCUGCGCACUAGGACAUUACUUCUACACGUCGGCGCCCGAGUGGAGAGCUAGCAUUUUCGGACAGUAUUUUCUCCCUGGGACGGCGUUUUUGGGAUUGAUGUCAUGUCUUGGUUGCUGCAUUGCGAAAUCCAGGUAUCACAAACCGUAUCCGAUGGAACGUAAAAUUUGCCAGCUGAUCCCAUCUAGCCUAGCGUACUUUUUGGGAAUCAGCCCUGUUGUGCACCGUUUGCUAACUGGAUCCUGGGAAGAGGAACCAUCUCUGAACUUCCACGCCCUUCAGAUCUUGUUUUUCUUCAGCUCUGCUGUCUUCUUCUCCUGUCCGAUUCCUGAAUACUUCUUUCCAGGAAAAUUUGAUUUCUUCGGACACGGACACCAGCUCUUCCAUGUAUUGCUGUCACUUACCACUCUUUGCCAGCUGGAGGCGUUCUACCAGGAAUACGAGAUAAAUAGAGAGAACACUGUAGACAUUUUUGGAGAAAGUCAAAUUUGGUGGGCAUCUGUGUUUUUCCUGGUUCUUGCGAUUUCUUCCCUUUUUGUUGGCCUUGCCUCGAUGAAGUACAUGCAAAACAAACUGAACAAAGACGGAAAGAAGACUGUAUAAACUUUGAUUAUAUAUUUAGUUUUGUUAAAUUAAACCAGGACUCGUUGUUUCAUGAAUAUGAUUGUCAAAGUGUUAUGUAAUAAAAGAA
Messenger RNA from Boleophthalmus pectinirostris (great blue-spotted mudskipper), 1337 nucleotides. RefSeq names its product progestin and adipoQ receptor family member VIII (gene paqr8). The record is from RefSeq and is a predicted model, not a curated record. NCBI's taxonomy places the organism in Eukaryota, Metazoa, Chordata, Actinopteri, Gobiiformes, Gobiidae. The transcript has 2 exons. Bases 173 to 1249 code for a protein of 358 amino acids. Gene Ontology annotation, molecular function: nuclear steroid receptor activity; steroid binding. Gene Ontology annotation, biological process: response to steroid hormone. Gene Ontology annotation, cellular component: plasma membrane.